GUGACACACCGGAUUUGCUGAAGCCAUUGCUUGAGUCCUUCCAAGCAGCUCGAACUGCCAUGCAGGAAGAGAUGGAAAAGGACCCUGUGCCAGAUGUCUCCUGCGACCAGAUUUUGGCGACAACCAAGUGGCUGAAGUCUGUUGUGCAAGCCAUGAACAAACACAACGAAGGCUUCUCAAGGUUGAGUUUGUCCACGCUGAACGACGACCAGUUGCAUCGAAACCAAGAGCUGGCCAGGGUGAUGCAGUUCGGCAUGGGCAGCCAAAGUCGGGAGAUCCGUGACAAUUUGUCCAACUUCAGCAAGUUCCUCGAGCAUUUCAGCCAAGCCAAGUGGUUGGGGGAUCUUAUCGCCCCCGAGUUCGAGGAACAGAAGAAGCUCGCUGUGAAGAUCUUGGCAGAUGGUCUCGAAUAUUGUGGGCGUUGCGGACGCACCGCUCGCAAGCCAAGUGGGUUCUGCAGCUGCGGAUACUGCUGCCACGGCCGACCUGCACCAUGUCCGGACGGUUGCUCCACCGUCGGUGCCAAGACCAUCAGCAUCUCAGCCAGAAACGCAGCUUCCAUCUACGCAGGCGUGCCCUGUGGUAACAGCAGCUUGGCCAAGUUGGAGGGCUUGGUGAAGAUGUUUCAGAAAGCAGAAGUUGCCUUGCGCAUGGAUGUCGAAGCACGGAAAACGGCGGAAAAGGAAUUAAAGAAAAAGAUGAAGACUCUCAAGGAUUUUGCAGAGUCUGUCCACGAGGUCCCCCAGGUUUUGCGACGCUUCCUCCUGAUCCGUGCGGGAUCCAUUGAAGACAUUACUCAGCUGAAAGCUUGGGCAUCGGCCUCAGUCGGGAAAGAAGAGGCGGACGAAGUCCGGAAGAUGCUGGAGGCGUUCCGGGAUGACGUCAAUGAAGAGAAGGUCCUUCGUAGGCUGAGCCGGAAGCGCGCAGCCUCAGAAGGCUGGGCGCUGCGGCGACGUAGUUAUUUCUUUUCAAGGGACAGGUUCGUGGUCCUUCGUGCCUUCACCGACUCCACGGCGCUGAUGAAAGUUCUGUCGCAUGGCUUGGACGCACAGAAGUUCUUGCCUGCUGUGAGUCUCCCGUCCACAAGCGUCAGAGGCACAGCACACCUGGGCAGUUGUCCCUUUGCGCCAAAAGACAUGGCCACGACUGGCACUAUUGCAGGCGAUACACCGGAGCUGCUCAAGCCACUGCUUGAGUCUUUCCAAGAAGCUCGAUGUGCACUGCAGGAAGAGAUGGCUAAGGAUCCCGUGCCUGAGAUUUCCUGCGAUCAGAUCCUGUCCACCACAGAAUGGCUCAAGUCUGUUGUGAAUGCUCUGAACGAACAUAACGAGGGCUUCUCGAGGUUCCCCAGCUUCUUCUGGAGAGUCAUUCCGAAUGUGAUGCAGUUCGGCAUGGGCGCCCAAAGCAGGGAGAUCCGUGACAAUUUGUCCAACUUCAGCAAGUUCCUCGAGCAUUUCAGCCAAGCCAAGUGGCUGGGGUAUCUUAUCGCCCCCGAGUUUGAGGAACAGAAGAAGCUCGCUAUUAAGAUCCUCAAUGACCUGCAGACCGAAACGCGACUUGCAUUGCCAGGCUGUGGCAAGCCAACAAUGUGCAACCAAUGUGGGCAGAUGACUACCAAGACCAAAGGGUUUUGCGAUGGAUGCAAGUAUUGCCAGCAUGGUUACACAGAGGCCCAGUAUGCGAAUGGCUGUCCCUGUGGGUGCGCAUCACAGCAGCCGCAGCAGCAGCAGCAAGCCCGCCAGUACUGCGGCAACUGUGGUCGACAUCGUAUGGUGGUGCCAGGUGGAUUUUGCGCUAACUGUGCGAGGUGCUCCCAUGGCUACUCUGGAACCUGUCAGUACGGUUGCUCGAAUGUCAAGGAUGCCAAUAUCAUCAGCAUCCAGCCCAAGAACGCAUCUUCCGUGUUUGAAGGCCUAGCAAGCGGUCCCAGCAGCUUGGACAAGUUGGAAGGCUUGGUGAAAAUGUCUGAGGCAUUGCUCGGUGCCUUUCGCCAGGAUGUUGAAGCGCGAAAGACGGCGGAGAAGGACUUGGAAAACAAGAUGGAACUGCUCAAGGAUUUUGCUGAGUCAGUGAACGAAGUCCCCCAGGUUCUCCGGCGUUUCUUGCUAAUACGUGCGGGGUCCAUCAGUGACAUCUUUGAGUUGAAAGCCUGGGUGAGUCAGGAAGAGGCUGACCGAGUCCACAAGAUGCUGGAGGAGUUCCGCGAUGAGGUGAAUGAGGAGAAGGUCCUCCGGCGGCUCAACAUGAAGCGGGCAGCUUCAGAAGGCUGGGUCUUCUGUCGUAGCGUCAGCUUUUUGGUUUCUUCCUUGGAAGCUUGGCAAACCAUUGAACUUCUGAAAAUGCUCGUGGUCCUGCGUGUCCGCGGCAACUCCGCGGUAUUCUUGAAAGCAGAGAUCAGUGUAGACAUCAGCGAUUCACCGGAUUUGCUGAAGCCGUUGCUGGAGUCUUUCCAAGCGGCUCGAACUGCGAUGCAAAAAGAGAUGGAAAAGGACCCAGUGCCUGAAGUUUCCUGUGAUCAGAUCGCGUCCACGACAAAGUGGCUGAAUUCCGUGGUGCAAGCCAUGAACGAAUACAACAAGGGAUUCUCGAGGUUGACUUUGCCGACUUUGAGCGACGACCAGUUGCAUCAGAACCAAGCGCUGGCGCGGGAAUCCUUACGCCAACUGACCUUGCUCUUUGCGGACAAGUCGCAGAACUUCACCACAACAUCCCAGAGUCAGGUCAUGAAGUUCAGCAUGGGCACCCAAAGCCAGGGAAUCCGUGACAAUUUGUCAAAGUUCAGUCGAUUCCUGGAGCAUUUCAGCCAGGCCAAGUGGCUCGGGGAUCUCAUCGCACCGGAGUUCAAGAAGCAGAAGGACUCUGCUAUGAAGAUCCUGACUCACCUCCAGACAGGUGGCUUUUGCGGUGGGUGUUUACGCUGCUGCCAUGGUUGCCGUGCCCCAUGUCCCAAGGGUACCUCCCAAGCCACCAUCUCUCCCAAGACAGCAUAUUCUUUAUGUGAAGACCUACCAAGUGGCAGCAGCAGCUUGGAGACGUUGGAGGGCUUGGCGAAGAUGUCCAAGGCGUUGGCAACUGCUUUCCGCCAAGAUGUGGCAGUGCGGAAGGCUGCAGAGAAGGAGCUGGAGAAGAAGAUGGACCUGCUAAAGGAUUUUGCUGAAUCUGUCAACGAGGUUCCCCAGGUUCUCCGGCGCUUCCUUCUCAUUCGCGCGGGGUCCAUCGACGACAUUGAACAGUUGAAAGCUUGGGCGGGGGGGCUCAGAGUGAGCCAAGAAGAGGCAGACAAAGUUCAUAAGAUGCUUGAGGAGUUCCGUGAUGAGGUGAAUGAGGAGAAGGUCCUGCGCCGUCUGAAAAAGAAGGGUACAGCCUCAGAAGGUUCCUGGUCCUAUUUGUCUGGAGCCUUUCAGUCGCGCUCCUGA
Cladocopium goreaui is the source of this 3416-nucleotide messenger RNA. The record is from the annotation of a GenBank genome assembly. NCBI's taxonomy places the organism in Eukaryota, Dinophyceae, Suessiales, Symbiodiniaceae.